Messenger RNA from Lucilia sericata (common green bottle fly), 720 nucleotides. RefSeq names its product spermatogenesis associated 6-like protein. Lineage: Eukaryota; Metazoa; Arthropoda; Insecta; Diptera; Calliphoridae. The record is from RefSeq and is a predicted model, not a curated record. Gene Ontology annotation, biological process: spermatogenesis. Gene Ontology annotation, molecular function: myosin light chain binding. Bases 1 to 720 code for a protein of 239 amino acids. The transcript is spliced from 5 exons.
AUGGACAACCAAAGAUUCCAGGUUAAAAUUAAUUUAAAACUAGAAGCUGUUACUUGUCCUGGCGUUUGGCUUUGCAGUCAUGGCUAUUUAGAGGUCACUAUUAAGGCCUUGGGUUAUUUCUUUCGCACGGGCGCUCUGGAACCCUAUUUUCCCUUAUUGUGUCAUGAUCAUUUUAAAAUGGAGGGAUAUUUUAAAAAUUCUCCCUCCCUAGGACACCUAAUAAACAAUUUAUCUAAGGAAUCUUUAGAAAUAACUUUAUGGCAAAAUGGCCGCCGUUUGGCGUACUAUAAGGGAGUAAUAAUGGAUUUGCUGCAAUACAUAGAGCCACAAUUACAAUGUCCCCAUUCUAAUACCAGGCAAAUAUUAAUGAAAACUACACCAGCGUUUCCGGGUAUUUUAUCGCCUAAAGUGGAAAUUACUACCGAAAUCUCUAUAAAAGAUAAACUUUUAAAUUUAAGCAAUACUUCCAAAGACUUACGGACAGUUUGUCACACCAGAGACUUUAAGGAAGCCAUAAUAAAACCUUCUCCCGAGUCAGUUUACUCAAAAUCAAUGGGACGUCGUGUUUCUAUAGCCUCCAGUUGUUCUUCAAAUAAUACCCAUACCUCGGUGGGGAUUUGUGAUAUAGAGCCUGAUUUGCAUUCGGAAAAGUUUGAUGAUCAUAAUCAUGAAAAAUUUUGUGAAUUAUGUCGUUUAUAUAAGGAAGUUUUUUUACAUUAA